This is a messenger RNA of Fraxinus pennsylvanica, 342 nucleotides long. NCBI's taxonomy places the organism in Eukaryota, Viridiplantae, Streptophyta, Magnoliopsida, Lamiales, Oleaceae. The record is from the annotation of a GenBank genome assembly.
AUGGUCCUCCUUCUAACCCUCCCGGGCAUCCACCCGCUUCGUAAGGGACUGAUCAGCGUCACUCGAAGCCUACUGAAGCCGUUCAUGUCCGUCGUACCAUUUUGUCUCUUCCUGUUAAUGGAUAUUUACUGGAAGUACGAGCAUCGACCCAGUUGCGAGUCCGAUUCUUGCUCCCCAUCUGAACAUCUCCGCCACCAGAAAUCCAUCAUGAAAUCACAGCGUAAUGCUCUGUUAAUCGCAUCUGCGUUGCUGUUUUACUGGCUUCUUUAUUCCGUCACAGGCCUUGUGGUUAAGAUUGAACAGUUGAAUAAGCGUGUUGAGAAGCUCAAGGCCCAGGAUUGA